Messenger RNA from Asterias rubens (European starfish), 3920 nucleotides. RefSeq lists its product as uncharacterized. The coding region runs from base 197 to 919 and encodes 240 amino acids. NCBI's taxonomy places the organism in Eukaryota, Metazoa, Echinodermata, Asteroidea, Forcipulatida, Asteriidae. The transcript is spliced from 2 exons. The record is from RefSeq and is a predicted model, not a curated record.
UUCAUAAAAAUGCAAAUGAGCCCAUGCCCCAGCACAUAAAUACCUCUCCAAACCAUUGAAGCAUGUCUUUGUUCUUCGUGGUACGGCCUGAACGCACGUGUUAUUCACGCACUCCAGUCCUUUAGUUAGUUUUACUACGUUACUUACUACAUCUUACUACAUUUUACAACGAAGUUUUUGACGUUUCCUGUGCAUCAUGUCUUCAACGACUAAGAAAACAAAAUCAUCAAGUAAGACGGCUCCUCCGCCUUCGUCUGGUGAGAAAAGCAAGAAACCUACAGCCAUUUCUUCUGCUCCGACCUCGCCUUGGGUCGAGCAGCGAAGUGGAACGACCGACCCCGCCUUGCCUUGGGCGGGAGGAGAACGUGCUAACGCACAGCUACAGAACCCUGAGCCAGAAAAGGGGUCGCCUUGCCCUUCUUUCCAACGGCAUUCUCCAUCCUUGGCCCCGAGAGUUUCUCGAGUUCCACAGGCACAGUUUGUUGCCAACACCGGUACGGGUUUUACCUCGCCUUGGGUUGCCCCUGCUGCUGCACCGCCGGGAAAUAUCAUGGCAGGAACCGCUCAUCAACAGUGGAAUUUUCCUGCUGACGCUAGAGGGCAGUAUACCGACAUGGCGCCGCCCAUGUACCCGGUUUACGGUGGGAUGAAUCCGUUCAUGUUCGGACAAUAUGGACAACCUAUGACAGCCCAAUGGCCACAAUUUCAGCGACAGCGUAACCCCGCUGCUUCUGCUUCUUCUCUAGCUCUUCCGAACCCCGUCACUUGGGAAUCUGGAGUUAUUGACCAGGUUAGUCACGAUGUUUCUGCCGCUCACUCCGACGCUGCCGAUCGUUUUAUCACCGAUGCCGAUGGGGCUUCGGCCUCGGGGACGUCCAGGUCCGACAGUCAUGGCUUCCGCAACCCCCACUGCAAAUGACGAUCUACUCGAUCUACAAGCGUUUUGACUCUUUGAAAAAGAAAGCACCCUCGAUGGAUUUCUUCUUCGGUGGCAAUCUUGUUAAAGAUAUAGAGGAGGCAAAAAAGGCUAAUAAAUUCGCCUCCAAGGUCAUCAAGGGAACCUCUGGAUCAACAUCUAUUUCUUCGAAAAAGAGUAGAUUUUCUCCAUACUCUUCAGCAGUUGAGAGAAAAUUCAGUGGAGGUCGUACCUUUUGAGGCGGCUGAUCCUUCAACAAUUCCACCAGUUAUGGAAAUGGAAGGUCAUCGUGGUCUUCCCGUCGCAACACAUGCAAGGGCAACGGGAAUGCUGAUGACAAGUCAAAAGAGUAGAUCAGACAGGUCGUCUCGUAAUUUUUUGUUCAACUCUGGAGAACUCUUAUGCAAGACAGCCGGAUUCUCCAGUCAGUUUGUGGCCACAAGAUAGAAUUUAUAAAGCCACCGUUUCAGUUGCAGGAAAGAGUACCUGCCAAUCGUUUUUGCUCCGCACCUCAAGUAGAGUCAGUGCCAGCAGAAGUACAAAAGUUAUUGAAGAAAAAAGCCAUCACACUGGAAGAUCCAGUGGAGGGCCUAUUAAUUUCCUUUCUGUUCUAAUUCCAAAUGAAAUCAGGAGAGCUCCGGCCGAUCAUAAAUCUUCGUCUGCUAAACAAGUUUGUGCUUUAUCAACACUUCAAGAUGGAUGGAAUAAAUCUAGUAAAGGAUUUGUUAAAUCUAGACGACUUCUUGGGCUCAAUCGCUCUAAAGAACUUCUACCUCAUGGUCCCCAUUCACAUGGAACAUCGCAAUUACCUGCGUUUCCGUUGGCAAGACAGUUUAUAGCAGUUUACUUACCUUGGUUUCCUCUUCAAUUCAUCCACAAUGUCUUUGGCCCUGCCAGGGGAGAAAGCAAACAAGAUUGUAGAACAGUGCUUAGAAGCUUUCUUCGCGCAAGAAAGUUGGCGGUGAGGGCUCUUGCACGACUACUCGGCCGCCUAUCCUCGAGCAUUCAGGCAGUUUUUCGGCACCGCUGUCCUAUCGAAGGAGAAACCUAGAAGUUCACUUGUUUCCCCCAUUUGCACUUAUCGCAAGAUGUCUUCAAAAGGUUCUUGCAUACGAGGCCACAGUUCUUCUGAUAGACCCUGUGUGGAAAACGCAAUCCUGGUACCCACUUCUGUUAGAACUCAAGGGAAAACUCCAGUAGUAUUGGAGUUUCUGAGGUUGUGUCACGACCAAUAUCAUCCAAUGUGGAAAACCUUGCAGUUAGCCGCAUGGAAGCUAUCAGGCAAUCCUUAUCAGCAAGAGGUAUUUCGCAGCAAGUGUCCUCUGUCAUCUUAUCAUCCUGGCGCCAUGGCACUAAUGCCCAGUUCAAUUCAGCAUGGAACCGAUGGAGUCGCUUGUGUGUUCAACACCAAGUCGAUCCUAUUCGAGCACCUCUAGCUGACAUCCUCGAGUUCUUGCACAGUUUUUUCCAGCAAGGACUACAAUAUAGAACGAUCAACGUGUAUAGAUCAGCAAUUUCUUCAGCUCAUGUUCCGGUGGAAGGAGCUCCGGUUGGUCAACAUUCCCUGGUUUCAAGAUUUCUGAAAGACUCUUUAACAUUCGUCCAUGGCAGCCUAAAUAUUGUACAACAUGGGAUACCGGGAAGGUCCUACAGUACAUCCUUUCACUCCCUCGGAACAGAGAGUUGAGCUUAAGGCUCCUGACUUUGAAAACAGCUAUGCUGAUUGCACUUGUUACAGCGGGACGCUGUUCAUCCUUAAUCGCUUUGGACUUGCAGAUUAUGCAAAAAACUAAAACAGCUUUUGUUUUUACCCUGGUGAAACCAACAAAGUGCUCUACAAUCGGCAAGACUGCCAAGAAAGUGAUUUUAUCACAUUAUCCCCCGACAGUAAACUCUGUGUGGUGAAAGCCUUGGAAGUAUAUCUUCAGAGGACUAAGCCUGCCCGAGGACAGGGUAAGGACAAACUUACCAGUCUGUUUUUUGUCAUUUGUGAAACCCACUCAUGCUGUGGUGUCCGCUACUAUGGCACGGUGGUUGAGAACCAUUAUGGCUGCAUCUGGUAUAGAUGUGUCUCAUUAUCAGGCACAUUCUACUAGGGGAGCAGCCACCUCGGCAGCUGCUCGAGCAGGGGUAUCUACAGCACAGAUCCUGAAAGCUGCAGAUUGGUCAUCAGAGUCCACCUUUACAAGGUUUUACAGGAGAGAUGUUACAACGUCGGAGUUCCAGACAGCUGUCCUGGCUUCAGUCAAGCAUUGAAAUAUACAGGGUGAAUCUGAGGUCUAGGCUGAAAUAUAAUUUCAAAUUAUGUUAAGGUACUUACCUGACAUAUAAUUGUAAUUAUAUGAAGCCGUAGGAGGAGAGACUCACACUCCUUCCCUGUGCAUCUCAGACAUCUUCUUCUUGCCCACCCAUGAGUCUACCUCAGCCAGCUACUUACCUUCACUUACCUACGAAGAGACAUGCUUCAAUGGUUUGGAGAGGUAUUUAUGUGCUGGGGCAUGGGCUCAUUUGCAUUUUUAUGAAUGGAGGAACUUUCCAUGUUAUUUAAAGGUUAGUUCAGACCGUAUUAAAUGGAACAUAAUACAGGGUGAGUUUCUCCUCCUACGGCUUCAUAUAAUUACAAUUAUAUGUCAGGUAAGUACCUUAACAUAAUUUGAAAUUUUAAGGUACACUCUACUAUCAUUAUCUUCAAACGGUGUACGUUUGAUCCAAAUCUGUGGGCAUUGUGUUCUGUGUUACAAAAAGUACCCAAAUCCUUUAAACAAAAAAUCAAGCUCAAUGAGAAACAUUUUUCAUGUUCUUGUUUGGACAAGCUUUGCCUUAAAAAUUAUCUAAAGGUGAAGAUGGCCGAGUUAAACUUAUAAAUGUCAAACCAAUUAAGACAACUAACAGAAAAGUAAUUAAAUGCGUUAUAAACAACCCAUUAUUGAUAUAGAAAGGUUUGCGGUAACACCAUGUAAUGACUAUCUCUAAUGAGUUGGGGUGGUUAUGAAAAAAAACGUUG